AUGUCCAGGGAGGGCCAACUGAUUAGCCCUAGCUCCAAACGCAUGCCGCCACUGAAGAUAAUAACCAGAUCUGACAGAAUAGCGUCCAUUCCUAUUAACUCCGUGAUGAACUACAAUAUGCAGAACAUGAACAAGGAGUUACAUGAACUCUUCUCCAUGCUAAAAUCUGCUGAGAUUGAGAUACAGAAAGAGCACCAAGUGUUGAUGGUCAACAAGACCACCAGUUUCAAGAAGCAUGGCAAACCUAAGAAGGGCAAUAUCAAGAAGGGCGGCAAGAAAGUUGUCGCUCCUCCUGAGAAGCCUAAGGGUGGCCCUAAACCUGAUACUGAGUGCUAUUACUGCAAUGGGAAGGGGCACUGGAAGCGUAAUUGCCCCAAGUACUUGGCUGAUAUGAAGAGUGGCCUUGUCAAGAAGAAGAAAGGUAUAUCUGAUAUACAUGUUAUAGAUGUUUAUCUUACUGGUUCUCGUACUAGUGUACUGAUAGGAUGGGAGUGA
Lolium perenne is the source of this 495-nucleotide messenger RNA. Lineage: Eukaryota; Viridiplantae; Streptophyta; Magnoliopsida; Poales; Poaceae. The record is from RefSeq and is a predicted model, not a curated record.